AUUAUAAAGCAAAAGACAAAAGGGAAAAUCAGUAAACAUGCAUUCCCAAAAUACGGAGAACAAGAUAAAAGGAAUCUCCUCUGCUCUUCCAAUUCUGAAACAGGAGUACAGGACAGACUCCAGACUCCAGACUCCAACAUGGAAUCUAUCGUGCCUCCUCCGCUGCAAUCUGGGCUUGAUUUUCACUUUCCAUCGUCGGGAGGGAGAGAUGCUACAGAAAAGGCUACGCCUGCAUCCUUUCCAUCAUCUCCAGUGGCGUCAGACACUGGCGAUGAGGUACCCUUGCUCAGGCGACUGCCAUCUGCUAGCCGACGGCGGAGGGCGGUUAGCGAAUCCCAAAUUGCCUACCUCUCCUUGCCACCCACUCGACGCCGUUCCUUCAGCCGGGACGUUGGCCACGCCGCCGCCGAGACCUAUCUCCUUACCCGACUCACCCUCAUCCUCCUCCGUUAUCUUGGUGUAGGGUAUCGCUGGAUCACAAAGUUUUUGGCCCUUGUUUUUUAUGCUGUUCUUCUUAUGCCUGGAUUUCUACAGGUUGGUUACUACUAUUUCUUCUCUAGUCAGGUCCGUCGAAGCAUAGUUUAUGGUGACCAGCCAAGAAACCGGUUGGAUCUGUAUUUACCUACAGACAGCAAUGGCUCAAAGCCAGUCGUGGCAUUUGUGACUGGAGGAGCCUGGAUUAUUGGUUAUAAAGCUUGGGGUUCUCUACUGGGGAGGCGGCUGGCAGAAAGAGGAAUAAUUGUUGCAUGCAUAGAUUACCGAAAUUUUCCUCAAGGUACCAUUAGUGAUAUGGUAAAAGAUGCUUCUGAAGGAAUAUCAUUUGUUUGCAAUAAUAUUGCUAGCUAUGGAGGCAAUCCGGACCGGAUCUACUUAAUGGGACAAUCUGCGGGUGCACAUAUUGCUUCUUGUGCUCUUGUGCAUCAGGCAAUUAAGGAAUCCGGAGAAGGAGAUGGCACUAGUUGGAGUGUCUCUCAGUUGAAUGCAUAUUUUGGUCUAUCUGGAGGGUACAAUAUGCUCAACUUGGUUGAUCACUUCCAUAGGCGUGGUCUAUACCGUUCAAUUUUCCUCAGCAUAAUGGAAGGGGAGCAAUCCUUGAGACACUUUUCUCCUGAAAUUGUUGUGAGAAACUUGAGCGCAAGAUUUGGUGUUCCUCCGCUUCCUCCCAUGAUACUUUAUCAUGGAACAGGGGAUUAUUCCAUACCAUCAGAUGCUAGCGCCAGUUUUGCUGAAGCACUUACGAGUAUAGGUGUUCAGGCGAAAGUUGUUCUUUAUGAUGGAAAAACGCACACGGAUUUAUUCCUUCAG
Molecule: messenger RNA, 1305 nt
Organism: Dendrobium catenatum
Lineage: Eukaryota; Viridiplantae; Streptophyta; Magnoliopsida; Asparagales; Orchidaceae
Product: probable isoprenylcysteine alpha-carbonyl methylesterase ICMEL1
Source: RefSeq, a predicted model, not a curated record